UGGGAUUUGUUAAACUCUGGCAACAUCUCCAAAAGGGACAAAAACAACCUCCGGAUUGCUAAAGUUUUUAAUUCUUUAUAAUGUUCUCCCUGCUGCACAAAGAGGAAAACGCUCACGAUAAUGCGUUGUGGUCAUGCGCUUGGGGACGCGAUCCGAAGCCGGCAGAUAAUCAAGACGAAAGUGCCGAACCCGAGGAAGAGAAUCCUUUUGACUUCGAUAAGAAAGAGCCAAAGCCAAGGGAUUUUAUUGUGACUGGAGGUUUGGAUGAUCUGGUAAAGGUAUGGGAUCUAGCAGAUGAUAAUACAGUAAAACUAAGGCACAAGCUUAAGGGUCAUUCACUUGGUGUAGUUUCUGUGGCAGUGAGCUCGGAUGGAGAGACCAUCGCGAGCAGUUCCUUGGACUCGAGCAUGUGCCUGUGGGAUGCCCGGACGGGUGAUAAGAAACAUAUGCUUACCUUUGGCCCAGUUGACUUGUGGACUGUAGGAUUUUCACCCUGCAAUAAAUAUGUGAUCUCUGGCCUAAAUGAUGGCAAAAUAUCCAUGUACAGUGUAGAAACGGGCAAAGCCGAACAGGUUCUGGAUGCCCAAAAUGGAAAAUACACUCUAAGCAUAGCUUAUAGUCCUGAUGGUAAAUACGUGGCCAGCGGAGCUAUAGAUGGCAUAAUUACCAUAUUCGAUGUGGCUGCCGGUAAAGUAGCUCAGACUUUGGAGGGUCAUGCCAUGCCUGUGCGCAGUCUGUGCUUCUCUCCAAACUCACAAAUGUUGCUCACCGGCUCCGAUGAUGGCCAUAUGAAGCUUUACGAUGUCGCGCACUCAGAUGUCGUGGGAACAUUAUCGGGUCAUGCUUCUUGGGUUUUGUGCGUCUCUUUCUCGGAGGAUGGAAAGCAUUUUGCCAGCUCAUCCAGUGAUCGCAGUGUUAAAAUAUGGGAUACAUCCGAACGCAAAUGCUUGCACACUUUCAAUGAACAUUCCGAUCAGGUGUGGGGUGUGCGCUACAGCCUGGGCAAUGACAAGGUCAUUUCCGCAUCCGAGGAUAAAUCUCUGAAUAUUUACUAUUGUCCACCGAAUGCCAUUGUAUGAUCGCAACGGAAUAAAAAUUUACAAAACAAACUUGA
This is a messenger RNA of Drosophila willistoni, 1114 nucleotides long. RefSeq names its product WD repeat-containing protein 61. Gene Ontology annotation, molecular function: protein binding. The coding region runs from base 81 to 1079 and encodes 332 amino acids. NCBI's taxonomy places the organism in Eukaryota, Metazoa, Arthropoda, Insecta, Diptera, Drosophilidae. The transcript has 5 exons. The record is from RefSeq and is a predicted model, not a curated record. Gene Ontology annotation, cellular component: Cdc73/Paf1 complex.